GUCAUUAUUGAACGAGUCUCUGCGAAGGUACCACUUCUUUCCGGAGGAGCGCAACGGGUUACAUCUCCGAUCAACGAACGGCGAUCGGUGGAAAAAGCCGCCGCCACUCGACUUCAAGACGUCGGAGAGCGGAGACGGCUGUCGCCCGAUCUAGUAACCCCAUCAGCACAAUCGCUGUCGUCAUCGUCGUCUUCAGCUAGUCCCAGCCCAGCGCCUGCAAAGAGUCCGAGCCCUGCUAGUAAAAGCCCUAGUCCAGAAGAUUCAACUACCACGGAAAGCUCUAUAUUGGAACGAGCUGAAGAGCGUUCGGUUCCGACAUCGGUAAGCGGUGGACUCCACACAAAGUCGGAGCGACAGCCAAGCGGCUACCUCGUCGAAAGACUUACAGCUGGUGCCGUUGUGGAACGACCUCAAAGUGUAGUUCAACCACAGAAAUCACAAGAAAUCUCAUCCCAAUCAAAGCAUAUUGCAUACCCGGUGAGCCAUUCACGAAGGCUUAGAUUUUAUUCCCAUUUUCUUCAUAUAUUAUAA
Messenger RNA from Anisakis simplex (herring worm), 531 nucleotides. The record is from the annotation of a GenBank genome assembly. Lineage: Eukaryota; Metazoa; Nematoda; Chromadorea; Rhabditida; Anisakidae.